Molecule: messenger RNA, 4311 nt
Organism: Anopheles maculipalpis
Lineage: Eukaryota; Metazoa; Arthropoda; Insecta; Diptera; Culicidae
Gene: Taf4
Product: transcription initiation factor TFIID subunit 4
Exons: 10
Coding region: 127-4302 (1391 amino acids)
Biological process (GO): transcription initiation at RNA polymerase II promoter; DNA-templated transcription
Cellular component (GO): transcription factor TFIID complex
Molecular function (GO): RNA polymerase II general transcription initiation factor activity; DNA binding; protein heterodimerization activity
Source: RefSeq, a predicted model, not a curated record
CGAAAACUGUCAAACGCGCCCGAACCACCACGGCUCGACGAAAACGUCAACAUCAUCUACCCUUUUUAACGAAGUUGUGUGGUUGCGUUCGUCUAAAAAUGGGCAGUGGGUUCGCGACGGAAGAAAAUGGCGUCUGCCAACUUUUUGGAAGAAGCUCUUAAAUCAGACGUCGACGAAUCCGCGGUGAAUGCGAUUGUCGGUACGCUGGAAAAUCAGUUGGACGCGAACACGAACCAGGUGCAACAAGUAGACGGUGUAGCUGGCCCAUUAGCGGUGGUCGGUGGUGGCGUUGUGAAAAAUCAAUCCGGUGGUGUUGGUGGUGCUGGUGCACGUAUCGAGGCAGGCGUUGUGUCUAAUGGGGGUACGGGCAGUAGCAGUGCUUCACCACAGGCAGUGCCGUCGACACACGUACAGCAGCAGCAGAAGAAGCACGGCACUGGUGGCCUCAUUACGAAUGGUGAAAUAGUGUCGAAUAGUAGUGCGAACCACGGUGGUGCUAUCAUUAACAACAAUACGAUUACGACCAAUAAUAACAACCUUGGUGGCAGCAGCAACAAGACGUUCGUGGUGAACGCGAGUGUGAACAGCUCGAUAACGACAGUGAUCGGUGGGAAAGGGGCUGCUGGUGUAACGACGGUUGGCGGUAGUGGUGCCAGUGGUGGUGGUACGUUAUCGAACAUCAGCAUUGGCCAGCAGCAGCAGCAGCAGCAUCAACAGCAACGUAACACCAUCCCAGCAACGGUGGUUGCUACGGGGAGUACGCCCGGCGGAGGCGGCGGAACCGUCAACAUCAUCAGCCAGCAGAUAGUGGUUCCUGCGCGUGGUGGCGGUACCGUUGGCCAGCAGCAUCCUCCUCCGCCGUUUAACGUUCCUCCACAGCACAGCUACACGGCAGCUUCCAGCGGCAGCAACAGCAACAUCGUUUUCAGCAAUAAUCACCUCGUAACGUCGUCGACCAUGCCAAAGAAUGAACCAGUAAAGUUGGUUUAUCCUGCAGCCGGCGGUACCACCCAGACGGCGGUCCUCAACAUGAACAACAACCGCGUCACCCUGACCCCGUCGUCAUUGCCGAACGGCGGGACGCUUACCAUGUCCCAGCAAGGGCAGCUCAUCCAAACGAACGUGGUGGCAACCGGUGGCGGGACCAAAACUAUCGCCGGCACCACCAUCCAGCAGCAGCAGCCGGGUGCGGGCCAACCGGGCCAACAGCAGUCCAGUGGUGCACCGCAGACGAUCAUUAUCAAAAAUUCGGCCGGCGGCGGUACGGUCAUGAAUACGGGCACGCCCGGCAUCAUGACGGUUUCGAAACCGAUCAACAAUCAGGCAACACCAAACAUAGUCGGUUUACCCGGUGGUGUACAAAUUGUAAAUGUUAGACCUGGCGCACAACCUACACAAGCACAGCAGAAAACUGUUGCCGCUGUAUCACCUAGAGUUGUCAUUGGUAGUCAGCCAAUAGUUAGUACUAGACCACCAAACGCAAGCGCUAUCACAUUAAGUGCCCUUCAAGGACAGCAAGGUUCGACGCUGCUGCUGAAAAAUGAGCAGGGCCAGUUUCAGCUGCUCCGGAUCGGUCCGGCCCCGGCCGGUGCCCAAAUUACACCCGCCAGUCUUACGGGAUCGUCCGCCAAUUCAACGAUACGGUUGCAAACUGUACCAGCUGUAAGUAGGUUUACCGGUCCUCCAUUAGCCCUCCGAAAGACCAUUGUCACCAGUGCGCAACAGGUGAAACAGAAGCAAAAUACACAUUCAUCUGGAUCCGGUGCAAUAAUAGUUAGCUCGCAGUCGAUCACGACCACCCCGACCAGCUACAUCUCCACCCAGCCGACACCGGUGGCAUCGGUUGCACCGGUACCAGCCCUAGCCGCCCAGCAAAAUAUCACAAUCACUCACUCCCCGGCACAGGUCGGUGGCCAACCGACGGUGCUGGCAGCGCAGCACCAGCAGCAGCAACAGCACCAGCAGCAACAGACGACGACGGUCGUCGCAACACCUCAUUCCGUAGCGCAGCAGCAAUCGCAACAGCAGCAGACGGUUGUUGUUACCACGACGCCGGGCACGACACCGGCCCAGCAGCGAAACUCCCUAGAUAAUACCAAAGAAAAGUGUAGCAAAUUUUUGACGAACCUAAUCGAACUCUCGAAGCGGGAACCGCCCAAGGUGGAGCAGAAUGUGCGAACGCUGAUACAGGAGCUGGUGGACGCGAACGUCGAUCCGGCAGAGUUUUGCGAACGGCUCGAGCGCCUACUGAACGCUAGUCCGCAACCAUGUUUGAUUGGCUUUUUAAAGAAAAGUUUACCACUGCUACGGCAAUCGCUAGUGACUAAAGAAAUCACGAUCGAAGGUAUCAACCCACCGUCGACCGCUGUCGCCUUUGGUACUACCGCCUUAUCCCAAAUUCCUGCCCAAAUACGUCCGGUUCAACCGACGAUCGUGUCCCAGAACAGUAUGGUCGGUCAGACGCAGAUCCGCAUGCUAACCUCACAGUCCGGCGUAACGACCGUGCCACGGAUCGGGCAAACGACCAUCCGGCCGGCGGCACCGGUACGAAUACAAACGCCGCUACAGCAACACCAAACCGGUUCAACGACCAUCGUUGGACCACGGUCCCUAACUGCCCAACAGAUACGACCGAACGCGACCACGAUCGGGCAUACGACGAUCGUACAGACGGCGGGCGGUCAACAGUUGCCGCAAACCAUCUCAACCACACCUCCUGCAUUGCUACCGAUCCGAGCACCGUCCGGCACCUCGAUUACACGUACUGGCGCGACGUUACAGAUCCGCACCACUACACCGGUGUCGCGCACGGUUACGUCCGUCGGCGGCACGACGGUCACAACGGGCGGGCUCGCGAAACAGAUCGUCCAGUCGCAAGUCAAUCAGAUCCGCGGACAGACGCCGGUAGCAUCGGUGGCGGCCGUCGCUGCGGCGGCCGCUGCCGCCGCUUCCGGCACCACUGCCACACAGGUUAAGCAAGUGACAGCAAUUACCGGCGGUGGGAAUGUGGUGGUUAGUUUAAACCAAGUGCCACCCCCGAUGCAACCAGUGUCGGGCAAUGCGAGCGUCAUUGGCAGUACCGCGGGCUCACUCGCGGUAAGCCUCGUACCGACCAUGCCAGCCCUCACGCUCACCUCCUCGGCGGUUAGCGCCGGACUGGGUGCGGGAGUUGUGACUUCCGCAGCAGCGGCGGCGUCCGCAGCGACCGCGGUGCCCAGUGGCAUCUCCGCGGCGGUAGUGAUCAACUCGUCGUCCACUGCACCGACGGCUCCAGCGGUGGGAGCUACUUCGAUCGGGACGGCACCUGCUGCCACCGCUACCGGUGGUAGCAAUAGCAAUAGUAGCACCGCCGUCGCACCCGGUACGACCGUAACGACCGUAUCAACUAAUAAAACUGUUACUGCCAAAUCGCAGAACCUGACGGGGGCGACCAAGAAGAAGGCAAGUUCAUCGUCGGCGGCUAGCGGAGCGGAUGCGGAGAGUGCGGCUAGCAAGCGGGCCGGUGCGUCGGCACAGUCGCAGUUUUACCAUCAUCAUGCGUCAAUGUACGGGGACGACGAUAUCAACGAUGUGGCGGCAAUGGGUGGCGUUAAUCUGGCGGAAGAAACGCAACGCAUCCUCGGGUCGACCGAGUUCGUUGGGACGCAGAUACGGUCAUGCAAGGACGAGGUGUUUCUGCACAUGCCGGCCCUGCAGACGAAAAUACGGAGCAUUAUUGCGCGGCACGGACUCGAGGAGCCGAACAAUGAGGUGGCGGUGCUGAUAUCGCACGCUUGCCAGGAACGGUUAAAGAACAUUGUCGAGAAGCUAGCCAUCAUAGCGGAGCAUCGGAUAGAUAUCAUAAAGGUUGAUCCGCGGUACGAAAUCACGAAGGAUGUCCGAGGUCAGAUAAAAUUUCUCGAAGAGCUCGACAAAGCCGAACAGAAGCGGCACGAGGAGCAAGAGCGAGAAAUGCUUAUGCGGGCAGCUAAAUCACGCUCGAAAACCGAAGAUCCGGAACAGGCCAAACUAAAGGCGAAGGCGAAAGAAAUGCAACGUGCCGAGAUGGAGGAACUACGGCAACGGGACGCAAAUAUGACCGCGCUGCAAGCCAUCGGACCGCGCAAGAAGCCGAAGCUAGAGGAAGGUGUAACGGCAUCAACUACGCCUGGAGUGUCUGGUAUCGGUACGUUAAGUGGGAAAACGCCGACCCCGUUGCGGCCCCGUAUCAAACGAGUCAACCUGCGUGAUAUGCUGUUCUAUCUGGAGCAGGAAAGGGACACUGGGAAAAGUCAGAUGCUGUACAAAGCCUACCUCAAGUGAUCGAUUGUG